Messenger RNA from Cimex lectularius (bed bug), 1393 nucleotides. Its product is annotated as peptidyl-prolyl cis-trans isomerase. The record is from RefSeq and is a predicted model, not a curated record. Lineage: Eukaryota; Metazoa; Arthropoda; Insecta; Hemiptera; Cimicidae. Gene Ontology annotation, biological process: protein folding; protein peptidyl-prolyl isomerization. The transcript is spliced from 4 exons. Gene Ontology annotation, cellular component: intracellular membrane-bounded organelle. Bases 142 to 756 code for a protein of 204 amino acids. Gene Ontology annotation, molecular function: peptidyl-prolyl cis-trans isomerase activity.
AAUAGUUUUUGAUGUAUGGAGGGGGAGUUUAGAUAGACCUCGUGGUAGUGUGGGUCUCGCCAACGCGAAGUUUAUUUAUAUAACAGGAUAAGAUUGGUAAAAAGGGGUGGAAGCGCUCUCUACUUCCGUUGUCCGUUAGUUAUGGUUUUGACCGCCCUUCUCGCCCGACAUUCCUUGUCUGUCGAGUGCCUCAACCGGAUUCUUGUUCGACGCUCGCCUCUCACUUCCACGCUAGAGUACUUCAGCAAAAAGGCAGAAAUGUCUCUACCGAAGGUCUAUUUCGACAUGCAGGCCAACAACCAGCCCGUCGGACGGAUUGUUAUGGAGCUCCGAAGUGAUGUAGUGCCCAAGACUGCAGAGAAUUUCCGUGCUCUUUGUACUGGAGAGAAAGGUUUUGGUUACAAAGGCUCAACUUUUCACCGUGUAAUCCCUAACUUCAUGUGCCAAGGAGGUGAUUUUACCAAACACAAUGGUACCGGUGGAAAAUCAAUCUACGGAGGUCAAUUCAACGAUGAGAAUUUCCAACUUAAGCACACUGGACCUGGCAUCUUGUCUAUGGCUAAUGCUGGAGCCAACACCAACGGCAGUCAGUUUUUUAUAACAACUGCAAAGACUGCCUGGCUGGACAACAGGCAUGUUGUCUUUGGGAGUGUCGUUGAAGGUAUGGAUGUUGUUAAGACCCUCGAGUCCUAUGGAUCUCAAAGUGGAAAAACUUCAAAAGUUAUCACUGUUGCCGAUUGUGGACAACUUUCAUAAGAAUACGCAAAACUAAGUUAAAUUGCUGCAUUUAAAUUUAGGCUGGAAAUUAAGCAAACACAAAAAAAAACCUUUAGCAGACAUUUUCUUUCAAUUAUUUUUAUUAUUCCAAUUUUGGAUGAUUUUAAUUAAGAAAAAUGUAUCUUUUUCUGCACUAAGCAUUUAUAUUCUGUUUAUUUGUUUCCUUUCUUCUCUGUAGACUACUUAUUCAGUUAGUAAAGUAAUAAUCCCAACCAUGUGAUACUUUUUUAAUAUAUUGUGUGUGGUGACAUAAUGAUUUUUUUAUUAUUUUGUUUUUGUUAACCUAUAGAGAAUACUAACACACCAUCAUAUUUUAAUAAACAUCAUUCUUGGAUUCAUUGGUCUUUGUUAUUUUGCCUAAUUUGUACUCUUGGGUUUAUUGAAUUUGUAACCGAUUUGAAAUAUAUAAACAUACAUAGAUCAUAAAUUGUUUUUGAUUAUGAAAUACAAAUUAUUAUCAUUAUUUUGUAAUUCAAAAAAACAUAUUUUUAAAAUAACAUAAUUUGUUAGAUAUAACUUUUUAGCUGUAAUGUGUAUUAUGGUAGAGGUUUUCUAAUCAAAAACAUUUGUGUAGCAAUUUGUGAACAACAUUGAGGAAUAUAAAGGAAUAAUAAUA